This is a messenger RNA of Saccoglossus kowalevskii, 1608 nucleotides long. RefSeq names its product glycosyltransferase-like protein gnt15. Gene Ontology annotation, biological process: protein O-linked glycosylation via mannose. The record is from RefSeq and is a predicted model, not a curated record. Gene Ontology annotation, molecular function: xylosyltransferase activity; glucuronosyltransferase activity. NCBI's taxonomy places the organism in Eukaryota, Metazoa, Hemichordata, Enteropneusta, Harrimaniidae.
UUCAAAAUGGCGGCGCCCAUGUAUCUCGCGUCUUGGUUUUGCCGCCGAGUGUUUCGACUCGAUUUGACCUGUAUUCUUUGGAUUAUUUUUGCCAUCUCGCUUGCUUCAGUGAUUGUGAUGUACUUACGAAUUAUGCAUAUUACCAGAGUGUCAAAUUUUAGAAGUUUGUCUGGAGAUAUCCAAGAUGAUGGUUUCUAUGACGAUGAGGAAAAAGAAGAAGCUGAUCAGAUGAAUUUAAUUUUAGAUGAUUUGUCAGAUACAACACAUAUUGGUAUUGAGGGAUGGUGGAUGCCACAUGUCAAAUGGUCACAUGACGUCAAUUGUGAUAUCGACCAUUUUGGUAUAUGCAAACGAGUUCUCAGUGUGUCAUGUAAACCAGAGAGUGUUAGAGCAAUAUACCAGUAUUUACCGAUUGUAAAUAAUAUUCUAUUAAAAGGAAUCACUUUUUCAGUCAAAAGUGCCGCCAUAGAAAUGAAAAUGUUCGAAGGCAUGGAAGUUACCUCCAUGUACAGUGCAAUAGCAUUGAUAAAGUACAGCUCAGGAGGCAAUGACAUCAUCAGAUUAGAUUUUCCAGGAGGAACUCAUACAUACCUAGAAGCAGAGCAUAACAUUAUGUUUUCUGAGAAUAAACAGCCAGUCAGUAUUACUGUGAUGCUUGGUUGCUAUGGCUACACUGGCAUCGUUAAAUUUUUAGCAGUCGUAGUUCGUCCAAUCGUGGCAGAUACUUUUUUCAAAAAUGGUUUCCAGAGAAGAAAUUACGUCCCAGCGUGUCCUCCUUUGUCAAGUAGUAGUGAAAUUGAACAUAAUUUUGUCACUGAAACAGUACUGAACUCUGGUGCAGCCAUGGACAAAGAUGAUAUAACCAUGGUAACACAAAUUUCAAUGGAUAGAAUUGACACUUUAAAUAAAAUUGUUGCAUCAUGGGACGGACCAAUGUCUAUUGUUCUCUACGUACCGACAAAAUCGGAAACUUUGGACACCGAUCAUGAAUGGAAACGUUUAUAUAUACAGAAGAAAUUAAAAACCGCUCAGUUUUCACCACACACUGUAAUUACAGCAGUUUAUGCAAAUACGGUAUAUGAUGUAUAUCCAAUUAAUUACUUAAGAAAUUUAGCAAUAAAAAAUAGUAGAACAUCCUACAUGUUAUUACUUGAUGCAGAUUUUAUACCAUCGUCAAAACUCAGAGACAAAUUUACAGCUCACAUAAAAACAUGGAAUAACGAUCAGACUGCAUUCAUUGUUCCAGCAUUUGAAUUCAUGGAGGGACUAGAGGAACUUCCACAUAUACCAGAAACAAAAGAUGAACUUCACAGUCAAAUAUUUGGCAACGUGCCAAAUGUUCUACCAUUUCAUAUCCUUUAUUGUUCAGCUCACCUGCCGUACAGGGGGAUAAAGACUGACCGUACACCGAUGUACGAUGAACGGUUCACAGGAUAUGGUAUGAAUAAAGUUACACAUACUAUGGAGUUAUUAGCAGCUGGGAGUACACCGGAUACUCAGAAAUUCUUACAGGAUCCAUUCAGGAGGUUGGAGAACAGAAAUACCAGAUUUGAAUUUGUGGCAGAUAUCAUGAAUAAAUAUAACAUUGGACCUUGCCAUCAGAGGUAG